Molecule: messenger RNA, 225 nt
Organism: Oikopleura dioica
Lineage: Eukaryota; Metazoa; Chordata; Appendicularia; Copelata; Oikopleuridae
Source: the annotation of a GenBank genome assembly
AUGAAAUUCACCAACGCCGUAAAACACAACAUCAAAAAUAAACUCAAACAUCAAACUACAAAGGCCUCACUUUUGGAUCUGGAAGCGCUAGAAGGAGCGGAGUACUAUCGCAAAUUGGCGGAGUGGCUGGACCGCGCUUCUCGGGUGCUCUUCCCGGAGAUAAUCCCUCUUUACUCCAAACAACCUAAAGCAGGGUCGUGUCCCCUCACUCUUUAUUCGAUAUAA